AUGAAAUUGGGCGCACCGUACAUAUUGCACAUGUUGUGCAUACUGUGCACUUUAUGCAUCCUGUACCUAGUGGCUACUUCAAGCACAUUCGCUGAUGAGGAGGUGUAUGCAAAAGUGAAAUCCCUGGUGAAUGACGCGCAUGAAUGUUCGUUUGACGAUGUGCAGUUCAUAGACACGUAUAAUGAGAAAUUGUAUUGGAUAUGGACGAACAACCUUUUCAGGUAUUUAAGAGUCAAGUUGUAUUUGUAUGAAAGUGAUGCCAUUUACAAAAAUGUGAAGAGGAAAAAUGGUAACGCGCUCGGGGACCCAGGGGCGGAAGUCCUGCGGGAUGAUUUUUUUACCUACAAAGAGAGAGAGGAAUUUAUACGAAUUGCACGGAACAUCCUGUCCAAUGAGAAGUCCCUGGCCGGCAUGAUACAUGUAUAUACACCUAAAAAGGAAAUAAAAUUUUUCCAAGAAUUUUCGGAAAAUCAGUUAAUUGACCUGCUUAUAAAGGAAAGGAAAAAUUUAAUAAACGCAUUUAAGAAAUUUAAAUUGUUCCAAGAUUUUCGAGAUGUUUCCAAUUCAAAAUAUUAUUACCAAAGGCGCUUCUCACAGAGGGACGCUGAACAUAAGGUGCAUGAUAAUGCACGUAUCACACCGAAUGAAGAAAUAAUGCACGGUCAAAAUAAAAACCCACAGAUAAAACAUGAAAGAACAAAAAAUGUAAUAACUUUUAAUAUUGAGGAAAUACCGCGCAUGAUGGAAAUACCAUUCGACUUUUACGAUCGGAACAAGUGGAACAAAUAUUCUCACUCCAUGAAUGAUGAGGAGAAACAUGAACGUGUGUGA
Plasmodium knowlesi strain H is the source of this 831-nucleotide messenger RNA. Its product is annotated as conserved Plasmodium protein, unknown function. Bases 1 to 831 code for a protein of 276 amino acids. NCBI's taxonomy places the organism in Eukaryota, Apicomplexa, Aconoidasida, Haemosporida, Plasmodiidae. The transcript has a single exon. The record is from RefSeq and is a predicted model, not a curated record.